CUGUCUCUCUUCAGGUUAUUCUCCACAGAGUGCAGCAGGUGUGUGCAGAGCAUAGAGCCCACAGAGCUGGUGAUGCGGGCCUCAGGGAGCGUCUUCCACCUGCGCUGCUUCUGCUGCCGCGUGUGUGAGCGCCCGCUGACCAGAGGGGAGGAGUUCACUCUGAGAGACGGUCAGCUGCUGUGCAAGAGGGACUACCAGAAUAACCUGCUCUGCACCGCCAGCCCACACUCACACUCAGAUAGCAGUGAUGAGGAGGAGUUGAAAAUGAAGUCAGAAAACCUCCUCGUAGCAGGGAAGAGCAACAGUGACCAGAGGAGUCCUGGCCGGGUCAAACGGCCACGCACCAUCCUCACCAGCCAGCAGAGGCGGGCCUUCAAGGCCUCCUUUGAGGUUUCCUCCAAGCCCUGCAGGAAGGUGAGAGAGACCCUGGCGGCAGAGACUGGACUCAGUGUUCGUGUUGUACAAGUCUGGUUCCAGAACCAGAGAGCUAAGAUGAAGAAGUUAGCACGCAGACAGCAGCAGCAGGAGCAGCACAGCAGCCAGAGGCCCGGCCCAGAGUCGGGCUGUGUGGAGGACCUGUUCAGCUCCUGCUCGGGGCCGUUCCUCUCAGCCCACCAGCAGCUGGUCACCAUGGAGCACAACGACGUGGACAGCGAGGCCUCCCUGGUGAGUGUGGGCGACUGCUUCCUGGCUGCCUCAGACUCGGGUUCCUGGACCAGCCGGACGGGGAACCCCAUAGACCAGCUCUACUCCAUGCACAUGUCCUACUUUGCCUCCUGA
Messenger RNA from Menidia menidia (Atlantic silverside), 780 nucleotides. NCBI's taxonomy places the organism in Eukaryota, Metazoa, Chordata, Actinopteri, Atheriniformes, Atherinopsidae. The record is from the annotation of a GenBank genome assembly.